GAGGUGAAGAAAAGUAAGAGAGAAAUGGAUCAAUCCUCGAUGGAGAAACUAAUCCUCGUGACUCGUGAACCGGACAGAAUCGCGAUGAUCAUCAUCAACCGGCCUAAGUCCCUCAACUCAUUGACUCGAGCAAUGAUGAACGAUCUCGCUCAGGCGUUCAAGGCCCUGGGAAAGGACGAUUAUGUACGGGUCAUAAUCCUUAAAGGAUCGGGUCGGGCGUUCUGUUCUGGCGUCGAUCUGACGGCGACGGAGGACGUGUUUAAGGGUGAUGUGAAGGACCUGGAGUCUGACACUGUUGCCCAGAUGGAACGGUCCCAAGCCCAUUAUCGGAGCCAUUAACGAGUUCGCAGUCAUCGACGGGUUCGAGAUUUCCCUUGCUUGUGAUAUUCUAAUUGCAGCUAAGGGAGACAAACUCAUGGAUACCCACGCUAGGCUUGUAUCUUUCUGCUUCCUUCUUUCUUAAUUCCCAUUAUAUUUGUUCAUAAUUUGGUGAUUUCAGUAAAUUUUCAUUUGAAGU
Rubroshorea leprosula is the source of this 517-nucleotide messenger RNA. NCBI's taxonomy places the organism in Eukaryota, Viridiplantae, Streptophyta, Magnoliopsida, Malvales, Dipterocarpaceae. The record is from the annotation of a GenBank genome assembly.